Molecule: messenger RNA, 1343 nt
Organism: Jaculus jaculus (lesser Egyptian jerboa)
Lineage: Eukaryota; Metazoa; Chordata; Mammalia; Rodentia; Dipodidae
Gene: Mrpl38
Product: mitochondrial ribosomal protein L38
Exons: 9
Coding region: 21-1184 (387 amino acids)
Cellular component (GO): mitochondrial large ribosomal subunit
Source: RefSeq, a predicted model, not a curated record
CUCUGGCGACCCGAGCCAAGAUGGCGGCGUCCGGGUGGCGGGCCGCGCUGUACGCGAGUCGGCCGUGGCGGGGCUUCAGCACCUCGGCCGCCCUCAGCCGCCGGACGCCGCCGCUGGGACCCCUCCCCAACCAGGACAUCGACGUGAGCAACCUGGAGCGGCUGGAGAAGUACCGGAGCUUCGACCGCUACCGGCAACGAGCGGAGCAGGAGGAGCGGGCCCCGCACUGGUGGCGCACGUACCGGGAAUACUUCACGCAGAAGACAGAUCUCAAAGACAAAAUUGACAUUGGGCUGCCUCCACCCAAAGUCUGCCGAACCCAACAGCUACGGGAACGGAAACGCUUCUUGCAGGAGCUUCGCGCCAAUCCAGAAGCAGAGCAGGCAGCUCGGCUCGGCUCAGGUGAGCCUCCCAGAAGAGCAGCCAGCAUCUCUCUGGAAGCCGUGCAAGCCGAAUGGGAAAAGACCUGCGGCCCUUACCACAAACAGCGCCUGGCUGAGUAUUAUGGCCUCUACCGAGACCUGUUCCAUGGUGCCACUUUUAUACCCUGGGUCCCACUGCAUGUGGCUUAUGCUGUGGGUGAGGAGGACCUGAUGCCUGUGUAUCAUGGCAAUGAAGUGACUCCAACUGAGGCUGCCCAAGCCCCAGAGGUGACCUAUGAGGCAGACAAGGGCACCAUGUGGACACUGCUGCUCACUAACUUAGAUGGACACCUGCUGGAGCCAGAUGCUGAGUAUGUUCACUGGCUGAUAACCAACAUCCCAGGCAACAGGGUGUCUGAAGGGCAGGAGACAUGUCCCUACCUCCCACCUUUCCCUGCCCAUGGCUCCGGCUUCCAUCGUUUUGCCUUUCUGCUCUUCAAGCAGGACAAGCCAAUCAACUUCUCUGAGGACACUCGCCCCUCACCCUGCUACCAGCUGGCUCAGCGGACGUUCCACACUUUUGAUUUCUACAAGAAACACCAGGAAGCCAUGACUCCAGUUGGCUUGGCCUUCUUCCAGUGCCGCUGGGAUGACUCAGUCACCCGUACCUUCCAUCAGCUUCUGGACAUGCGAGAGCCUGUGUUUGAAUUUGUACGGCCUCCCACUUACCACCCUAAGCAGAAGCGCUUCCCCCACCGUCAGCCCCUGCGCUACCUGGACCGGUACAGGGACAGUCAUGAGCCCACAUAUGGUAUCUACUGAGGGAACUACCUCAGGGUGAGCUGGGCCUAAGGAACAGGAAAGACACAGCUUGGAGGGGCCAAUAUUGGGAAGCGCUACUUGGGGCAACCCAGUUGGGGCCCCUGCCAGCAGGCCCAGGCCCUGCAGUGAUGGUGUGUAAAUAAAGACGGUUUCUGCUAA